AUGACGAUAAUUGAGUCGCAAGAUGACGACGGUGCUAGCCCUGUUGUUCUUCUUGAUGACAGCGUCGUGGAGCAGGCAGAGAAUGAAGAGCCAAGCACUGGCAGCGUUAAUACUCCUGACGAAUCUGUAGCAGUAAAUAAUUUCGCGAUAGCUGCCCCUGAACCCGCGAAGUCGGCGCUUGCAUCAGCCUUCCGCCUACUAGAUCAGUACUUUGAAGCGGACAUGCUGACACUUGACCAGCUUCAGUUUCACAAAGAUAAGUACGCCAAGCUGCAUGCGUGUGUAUUGACUACUUACAAGCACGAAAGGCAGCUGCUGAAAGAAGCCAAGGCGCUUAAUCGCGACCUUCUUGGCGAGAAAAUUCAGGUAGAGAAGCAGGCUAUUCGAAAGGCUGAAGAAGUGGCAGCCUUAACUUUACUAGAACGUAAGAAAGAUGAUGCGCUGAGGGAAUUAGCUGAAGCAGUGGACCAAGAUGCAGUUUUAUCGUUCGAAACAACAGAGCUGCAGCGUGAAUAUGCUGAUUUGGUGGCGGAAAAGGAAGCUAUUUCAGCUGCUCAUGUGCAGCUUAUUGAGCCUGAAGUGAAACAGCUUAAUGCCGAGAUUACAGAGCUAACUGACGAGACUAAUCGCUUGGAAAAGGAGCUAGCGAAAGAUAUGCAGCGCAAGCAAGAAUACUUAGCGCGGUUAGACUUUUUACAUCAAGAAAACACACGGCUUAAGCAUACCGGCACAGCUGAAUUAAAGCGUUUUAAUCAGCUUAAAGGAUAUCCGGAUCGCUUGCAAAAGCAAGCCGAUAUUGUGGCACGUGCGAUUGCAGGAUUGGAAAGAGAAAUGCAUAAGGACAAGGUGCGCGCUGGUGAGCUGCAAGAAAUUGUGGACGCGACCGCUGCCAAAUUGCGCGAUGUCGAUGAAUCUAAUCGAGAACUUGCAGAGAAAUUAGAUGUGCAUCGAGAAACGGUUGAUCAGCGUCAGCGAGAUGUCGAUCAUGUCACGCUGCAUCUUCAUGAGGAGCAUAAUGUCAACAUUAUGCGGCUUGGUGAGAAGACUCGUCUUGAUAUACGUGCGAAAGCGCUGGAGGUUGCUAUGCGCCGCGAGAACGAACGGUCUGGUAUGGCGCAAAAGGCAUACGAUCGCUUAAAGCGCGAGCUUAAGAAACGAUUACUCAUGCUUGACGACAUGAAGUUAUUACUUCCGAAUUCGCAAGCUCAAGUGGUUGAAGUACAGCAUCAAGUAGAAGCGCUGCAGUCAGAAAACAAACAUCGAGCGCAGCAUCAAGUGGAUGUAAAGCAGCAGGUGGAUUUACUAAUUGCACGUUUCUUGAAGCAGGAGGAUGGCGAAAAGUUGCAAUGUGCAGAAGUUGAUGCUCUAUCAGCUCAAGUGAAUGAACUUGAAGCAGAGGUUGCCCAGUGGUUAGUGGAGGAAACAAAGCAGAAAAAGUUGUUGACGUUGCUUACUGCACAACGCGAGCUUAAAGCUCGUGAAGCCACGACAGCCUUGAUCGCAGAGCGUCAAAUUCAGCAAGAGCUUAAAACGAAGGAGCUUGUGAUUUUUGAUCUGGCAAAAAAGUGGAACGAAACGACAAACCAUUUGCGUGAGUUCUCAGCACUGUACGACGUCGUCAAGAAUGAACGCAAUAAGUACGUGAACCUCAUUCAGGCUUCAACCCAAGCAUUAGCUGAGAUGAAAGAGAAGAUAAAAAUUUUGAAUAACGAAGUGGAGGUACUUCGUAAUGAGACUACGACGAAGGACAAGGCGCUCGUGAAAGAACAAUUAGCGCAUUCGGCAGCACAUUGCUCUCGUGACUCGCUCCGACUUGACACUAACAAGGCACACGAUGUGUACCGGAUGAAGCAGGAAGUAGUCGAGCAACAAAUUGUUGAGAUUGACAAGCUCAAUGGCAUUAUUACGCGCACUGAAAAGGAUUUGCUACGGAUGAAGAAAAAAUUCGAGCUGGCAGUGGAUGCACGAAAUGCCACUGGUGUGCAGCUAAUCGAUCGCAACGACGAGCUGUGUAUCCUUUAUGAGAAGUCGAAUAUGCAAGAGCUUGCUAUUAGUAAGGGCGAAGCCGGACUUGCACGCAAAGACCAAGAAAUCCGAGCUAUUAAGAUUCAGCUUGCUCAUCUUCAACGACAGCUUGAGAAUGCGAGAAGACAAUUGCCGCACCUUCCCGAGCUCGCGCAUCGUAUUCUUGCUAUGCAAGAAAACUUGAAGCACGAGAAGGACGUAACGGAAUCACUAUGCCGUGAUCUGGAAAUGCCGGUGAAUAGUGAUCGAUGGCGCGCUCUGUACGGAGAUGAUCCGGAUGAGGAGCAGCUAGUGGUGAAACUUACGCUUUUGGAGGAACGAUUGCAUCAGAAGAAAGAGCAACUUCUCGAAAAGGAGUUGGUCCUGGAAGAAGUGACGGGUCUUUCCAAUAGUCUUCGAGCACAAGCUGCUACUCGUCGUGGUGAGACUUUAGAACUUGCCAAACGAGUUAAUGACUUUCAGGGUCGAAUCAAGGAGACAACGCGUCGCAUGAUGGCUGUUGUAUCUGAGUUGUCGAUGUAUCAAGCCACAGCGAUAAAAUUACAGCAAGAGAUGCACGAAGCAUCCGUAGAUGUUGAUGAAUGUCGAAAGCGCAAAUUAGCUGGGUAUGCACCUAAUGCCUAUUGCGAGCAGCAGCUUGUGCGAUUGCAAACACAAAGACUCAACAGUAAUGAAAAUCGGGUGACAAAAGAACUGGCAAAGGCUGCUGCUGCGAAGGUCGCUAACAAUUUAUCACAGCUGAUGUUUACAACUGCUGAGGCUCGGCCAAAUGCUUACAUUCCAGAAGACUUAGGAAUUCCGAAGCCGUACGGUCAACAGGCACCAUUCAAGCCUUCACAGCAGGGAACAACAAUGCGCCACAUUCGAAUGCCACAAAUACGGGAUAUUGAAAUAUAA
Molecule: messenger RNA, 2922 nt
Organism: Plasmopara halstedii
Lineage: Eukaryota; Oomycota; Peronosporomycetes; Peronosporales; Peronosporaceae
Exons: 1
Coding region: 1-2922 (973 amino acids)
Cellular component (GO): cytoskeleton
Source: RefSeq, a predicted model, not a curated record